Molecule: messenger RNA, 621 nt
Organism: Vanrija pseudolonga
Lineage: Eukaryota; Fungi; Basidiomycota; Tremellomycetes; Trichosporonales; Trichosporonaceae
Gene: MPC2
Product: Mitochondrial pyruvate carrier 2
Exons: 3
Coding region: 126-551 (141 amino acids)
Biological process (GO): pyruvate import into mitochondria
Cellular component (GO): mitochondrial inner membrane
Molecular function (GO): pyruvate transmembrane transporter activity
Source: RefSeq, a predicted model, not a curated record
AGCUGGAGCGCCGACAGACGGACAACGACGACGACGACCAAGUUAGAGACGAUAACAUUGCAACAACAACCUAGACUUGUGCCUACUACGCUUCGCCUCGCCCCUCACCACUCAAAAGCCCAACAAUGUCCGGACCCGCAACAGGCGCCGCCGCUUCCAAGGUCACCAACGCCGCCGCUAACAAGGCCACGUCCAAGUGGCAGGCGUUUGUCAACCACCCCGCUGGUCCCAAGACCAUCUUCUUCUGGGCUCCCCUCGCCAAGUGGGCCCUCGUCGCUGCCGGCAUCAAGGACCUCCAGCGCCCUGCCGACAAGCUCUCGGUCAGCCAGAACGUCGCGCUCGCGGCUACGGGCUUCAUCUGGGUCCGCUACUCGCUGGUCAUCACGCCAGUCAACUACUCGCUGGCCGCCGUCAACUUCUUCGUCGGCACGACCGGCCUGACCCAGCUGUACCGUAUCUGGGACUGGCGCAGGAAGAACCCCGAGGCGUACGCCGCCGAGGAGAAGGCCAAGGCAGCCAAGGCGGCCGCCGCCAAGCUCUCGCCCGCUUAGGUUGUCGGAUAGGUUUGUAAGAUAUGGCGGUCGUGGCCGUCUUAGGUAUGAUGCAUAGAUCUGGGCACGG